Elephantulus edwardii (Cape elephant shrew) is the source of this 1743-nucleotide messenger RNA. It is a transcript of the gene ACSM3, whose product is annotated as acyl-CoA synthetase medium-chain family member 3. Gene Ontology annotation, biological process: fatty acid biosynthetic process; acyl-CoA metabolic process. Bases 1 to 1743 code for a protein of 580 amino acids. Gene Ontology annotation, molecular function: fatty-acyl-CoA synthase activity; fatty acid ligase activity. The record is from RefSeq and is a predicted model, not a curated record. NCBI's taxonomy places the organism in Eukaryota, Metazoa, Chordata, Mammalia, Macroscelidea, Macroscelididae. Gene Ontology annotation, cellular component: mitochondrial matrix. The transcript is spliced from 13 exons.
AUGGAACUACUGCUUCGUGCCAAGUGUUUUCAGCACUUGGCAAUCCCUGGUUCUGUGAGAGCAUUAUAUAAGGAUUACAGAACACUAACCCCUCAGAAUUUCUCCAAUUAUGAAUCCAUGAGACAAGACUUCAAAGUGGAGGUCCCAGAAUAUUUCAAUUUUGCCAAAGAUGUUCUGGAUGAAUGGACCAAGGCAGAAAAGGCUGGAAAAAGGCCUUCCAACCCGGCAUUUUGGUGGAUAAAAGGAGAUGGAGAAGAAGUGAGAUGGAGUUUUGAGGAACUGGGAUCUUUGUCCAGGAAAUUUGCCAAUAUACUGACAGAAGCCUGUGCCCUUCAGAGGGGAGACCGAGUAAUUACAAUCCUGCCCCGGAUCCCAGAGUGGUGGCUUGCAAAUGUGGCCUGUCUCCGAACAGGGACCGUUUUAAUUACAGGAACCACACAACUAACACAGAAAGACAUCCUCUACAGAUUACAACUGUCCAAAGCCAAGUGCAUUAUCACCAAUGAUGCUUUGGCCCCAGCUGUGGAUGCCAUUGCACCUAUCUGUGAAAAUCUGCGCUCCAAGUUAAUCGUGUCUGAAAACCCCAGAGAGGGGUGGGGGAACCUCAAGGAGAUGAUGAAGCAUGUCAGUGACAAUCACACGUGCGUGAAGACAAAACACGAUGAGGCGAUGGCCAUUUACUUUACAAGUGGGACCAGCGGGUCCCCUAAAAUGACGGAACACACCCACACCAGUUUCGGCUUAGGAUUAUCUGUGAACGGAAGGUUCUGGCUGGAUCUGACACCUGAGGAUGUGAUGUGGAACACCUCAGACACUGGCUGGGCAAAGUCUGCAUGGAGUAGUGUCUUCGCUCCGUGGACCCAGGGAGCGUGUAUAUUUGCACAUUAUUUGCCUCAUUUUGAGCCAGCCACUAUCUUGCAAACACUCUCCAAGUUUCCCAUCACCGUCUUUUGUUCUGCUCCGACUGCAUACCGAAUGCUUGUGCAGAAUAAUAUGAGUAGCUACACAUUCAAAAGCUUAAAGCACUGUGUGACUGCUGGAGAACCCAUCAACCCCGAAGUGACUGAGCAAUGGAGAAACAAGACGGGCCUGGAUAUCUAUGAAGGAUACGGACAGACUGAAACGGUGCUAAUCUGUGGGAAUUUUAAGGGAAUGAAAAUUAAGCCCGGCUCAAUGGGAAAGCCUUCUCCUGCUUUUGAUGUUACGAUUGUAGAUGUAAAUGGCAAUGUUUUACCUCCUGGGCAAGAAGGAGAUAUUGGAAUUCAAGUUCUGCCUAACCGACCACUUGGCCUUUUUACAGGCUAUGUAGAUAAUCCUUCAAAAACAGCUUCAACACUUCGAGGCAGUUUCUAUAUCACCGGGGACAGGGGGUAUAUGGAUGAAGAUGGGUAUUUCUGGUUUGUUGCAAGAUCAGAUGAUAUCAUAUUAUCCUCUGGCUACCGAAUUGGCCCAUUUGAAGUCGAAAGUGCCCUGAUUGAGCAUCCAGCGGUUGCAGAAUCUGCAGUUGUCAGCAGCCCAGACCCCAUCAGGGGAGAGGUAGUGAAGGCUUUUAUCGUUCUGAAACCUGAUUAUAAGUCACGUGACCAAGAACAAUUAAAAAAGGACAUUCAGGAACAUGUGAAAAAAACUACAGCACCUUACAAAUACCCAAGGAAGGUAGAAUUUAUUCAAGAGCUGCCAAAGACUGUCAGUGGGAAGAUAAAAAGAAAUGAACUAAGAAAAAAAGAAUGGGAAACAAUCUAA